Messenger RNA from Schistocerca gregaria, 1475 nucleotides. RefSeq names its product 26S proteasome non-ATPase regulatory subunit 8 (gene Rpn12). Gene Ontology annotation, biological process: proteasome-mediated ubiquitin-dependent protein catabolic process. Bases 587 to 1381 code for a protein of 264 amino acids. The record is from RefSeq and is a predicted model, not a curated record. Gene Ontology annotation, cellular component: proteasome regulatory particle, lid subcomplex; cytosol; nucleus. The transcript has 7 exons. Lineage: Eukaryota; Metazoa; Arthropoda; Insecta; Orthoptera; Acrididae.
CUGUCUUCACGUGUUUCGCAACUCAAACUCCGUGACGUCUCCCGAGGUUCAAUACUAGUAUAAUUUUAUAACUACACUAAGUAAAUAGUUCAUUAGCUUCCUUCUACUUCACCAAAUUAAUUCCAAUUUUAUGACUCUUAUAAAUUACUGAAUUUCACGCUUCUUUGGGAGUAAAUGGUAGCCCUAUUAUUCAUAACGAAAAACUGUUUAUAAGGUCUUCUAUAGACCAGGUCAAGGAAUAAAUGCCACGGAAAGAAUGAGAGCAAUUGUUGUUCUUAUCUAGAAUUUGCAUGUUUCACUUGUCAAAAACCAAGUGUACCGCGCACUCAAAAUGUUUUUAAACACUCGGCAGUUUAUUUCUAAAUUUUUAAGGGUAUGAAUUACGUGAUAGUCUAAAAAACCGUCUGAAAUUUCGUGAAGCAUUCCAACUUGCUCUGAACUUUAACUGAAUGAGCACUGUCAAUGAGCACAGAGUAUACUCACAGUAUGUGAGACUGUGGUAUACUCAAUGCUAUGCGCGCUCACAGCUGUAUCUUUGUGAAGGGAGCACAGAUCUUUUGCCAAACAUCAUAAUAAGGUAAGCGUCAUGGCGGCAAUGAAAGAAGUGGUGUCAUUGUACCAGCAACUGAAAACAGAAUGGAACAAGAAACCACCGAACCUGAACAAAUGUGGAGAACUUUUAACGAAAUUAAAGGUUGGCCUUACACAUUUAAUGUUCUUGCCAACUUCCAACUCGACUGCUUCACAGCAAGAGCUGUUACUUGCAAGAGACAUUCUGGAGAUUGGUGCUCAGUGGAGCAUUGCUAUGAAAGAUAUACCCUCAUUUGAGAGAUAUAUGGCACAACUGAAAUGUUACUAUUUGGAUUACAGGGACCAGCUUCCAGAAUCUGCAUACAAGUACCAACUUUUGGGACUGAAUCUGCUGUCCCUACUAUCUCAGAACAGGGUGGCUGAGUUUCACACAGAGUUGGAGCUGUUGCCUGCUGAUCAGAUCCAGACCAACGUCUAUAUCCGCCAUCCGCUUUCUCUUGAGCAGUACCUUAUGGAAGGCUCCUAUAACAAGAUCUUCCUGGCAAAAGGCAACGUUCCAGCAGAAAAUUAUAAUUUUUUUAUUGACAUUCUGCUGGACACAAUUAGAAAUGAAAUAGCAACUUGCUUGGAGAAGUCCUACGAAAAGAUAUCUGUUCAAGAAGCAGCGAGAAUGCUGAACAUGGCGAGUCUUGCUGCCAUGAAGAAAUACGGAGAAAAGAAUUGGACUCUUAAUCCAGAUAAUUACUACUACUUUGGUACUGAGGAGAAGAAGAGUGAAGACCCUCUUCCAUCAAUAGAACUUUCAGAGCAAGUGAUAGAUUAUGCAAGGGAACUUGAAAUGAUUGUAUGAGUGAACAAACUUUUGUGGAAAAUUAAAGCUUUAUUUAAUUUUACUCAUCUGUUGAAAACUUUUGUAAAUAACAAAGUAAAAAGUUUAAUAGUCA